CUUUCAUCUCUCGCAGUCGCAGAGAUGAUGCGAGCUCCGGUACAUAUUGUGAAGCCAUGGGGUUAUCGAGUCCAUGCGCAUCCCAGUCGACCGUCUAUCGUCGCACCAUCUAAAGGAAUCCUCGCCAGACUGAGCAGUACCUCUUCGCUUAUCACCCAUGUCGAAACAGGUCACAUUGAAGUGAAGGACAAUGAGGGGCUUAUCUUUGUGAACAAUAUUUUCCCUUCAAGGUUACAAUGGCUGCUACAAGGGCCUCUUAGUGGUAGUCGGUCAUACGAAGAAGUCUUGAAGCGUAUUAACCGGCCACAUCUAGCGGCUUCUGAUCCCCUGCACAUAAUUCGGCGCGUCUUCCCGCAGGAGUUGGAUAUCGACAUUUGGGAGAUCGUCCCCCGCUUCAGAGAAGGCGGUGCGUUUGUGAAGUAUAACCGCAAAGAUGGUCUCAGGGACUUGGACAUCGUAACCGCGAUCCAGAGCCACUUGAAAGAUCAUCCGAUCAGGCCCUGGUUUAAUCCGUUUCAGGAAGUCAAUGUGGCCCAUGUUCAUGGCAGGCCCUGGAUUGAGGACCUGUACCGGAUCCCCACACCACGGCUUAGAGUCGAAUUCCUGCCAGCUUCUGCUGAUGGAGCAGCAGGAGAACCGACAACCGAGGCCUUGUAUAGUGUGUUCCGCAGAUACGGCAAGUUGAGAGACAUAGAGAGGCAACCGUCCGAUUCCAAAGUUACACCCAGAUAUGCCUUCAUCGUGUUCUCCCGCGCGAGUAACGCCGUGAUGGCCAAAAACUGCGUGCACGGUUUUACCAUCCCGGAGCAGGAAGGUGGUGGAAAAUCCGGCACAAGGGUCAAGAUCAAGUAUGAGGCCAACAUUAAACUGUCUAUGAUCAAGGACUGGCUCUUGAAUCAUCCGAGGAUAGUGAUCCCCGUUAUUGCCGCUCUCAUUGCAGCCAUCACAGUAACAGUUUUCGAUCCAAUCCGAACAUUCUUCAUCGAGAUGAAGAUCAAGGCCACAUUGCAAAAAGAAGAAAACAGCAUCCUGCGCUGGAUCCGGAACCAGGUGAACAAGGCAAACAUCAUCUAUUUCGGUCGCCGCGAGUCUGACCCGCGCCGGCUCACGGCCAUUUGGGAAGACCGCCAAGGUGAUAUCGCCCAGUUACAGUCGUGGCUGAUGGAAAAUGCUGAAACGUUCAUUGUCAUCCACGGUCCUCGCGGCACCGGAAAGCGAGAGCUUGUGCUGGAUCGUGCUCUAGAAAAUUACAGAUACAAGGUCGUCAUCGACUGUAAACAGAUCCAGGAUGCAAAAGGUGACUCUGCUAAAAUUUCCCGUGCUGCUAGCCAGGUAGGAUAUCGACCGAUUUUCUCCUGGAUGAAUAGCAUGAGCAGUUUCAUGGACCUAGCUGCCCAGGGUAUGAUUGGCACGAAAGCCGGGUUUUCAGAGACCCUAGAUGCACAGCUCAGCAAGAUAUGGCAGAAUACCGCCACUGCCCUCAAAAAGGUGGCAUUGGAGAACAAGAGAAACGAUGAUAAGGAGUCCCAUCUGAGCGACGAAGAAUACCUAGAGGCUCAUCCCGAGCAGCGUCCAGUGGUGGUUAUCGACAACUUUUUGCACAACUUUUCCGAAGACAGUGUAGUGUAUGAGAAACUCACUGAAUGGGCCGCUGGGCUGACCACUGGGAACAUCGCUCAUGUAAUCUUCCUCACGACCGACGUCUCGUUCUCCAAGCCAUUGAGCAAGGCCCUCCCCAACUCGGUAUUCCGGACCAUUUCUCUGGGAGACUGCUCACCGGAGGUAGGAAGAAAGUUUGUGCUCAGUCAUCUAGAGUAUGAAUCCAAGAGUGGCACAAAACAAAAAGCCGACCCUGGUAGCCUGUCAGAUCUGGACAGCUGUAUUGAGGUGUUAGGAGGUCGAGUCACUGACCUUGAAUUCAUGGCACGACGAAUUGAAGCUGGAGAAACUCCUCUAGCCGCCGUCACUCGCAUAAUCGAACAAUCAGCCUCUGAAAUCUUGAAAAUGUUUAUCUUGGGUAAUGAUGCGGCUUCGAAACCUUGGACCCAGGAGCAAGCCUGGCAUUUGAUCAAGGCGCUUGCCAACGCUAAGGAUGCAGCACUACCUUACAACCAGAUCCUCCUCUCGGACCUCUUCAAAGACAGCGGAGAGGCGUCUCUGCGUGCUCUUGAGCAAGCGGAACUAAUUUCCAUCAGCUCGGUCAAUGGCUGCCCUGACGUGGUCAAGCCCGGCAAGCCCGUGUAUCGAGCCGUGUUCAAACGGCUCACUGAGAAUAAGACACUGAGCAGCCGUCUGGAUCUCGAUGUUAUUAAACAACUUAUUAGCGUGGAAAACAAGAGUAUCAGCAAGUACGAGGAGGAGUUGCAACUUCUGGGGACGCUGCCCAAACAACCUUGGGAGCUCGCCAGCCGGAUCAAGUGGCUCCUGGAUAAGAUUUACAAUUCACAGAACAAGGUGAGCAAGUAUGAGAGGGAGAGUGCAAUCUUGCAGAAGAUUCUGCGGCGACUUCUUCAAUUGGCACGCGAUGCUUUCAACAGCGUGGGGUGGGCUACAUGGGUGGCUCUUCUGGUAUCAAUUUGCGUGGCGACUCGUCUCGUCAGCGGGCUGCAAAGUCGCCUCGGCAGUGGAACCGAGGCGGGACUUACACGCUCUGUUCGAAUGGUGCCUUACUGGCUUCCUUGGAUAGGUCAUGGUUUAUCCUUCGCCCGGGACCAUGUCAAGCUGAUUAGGGAUGCCAGGGAAUCCAUGCAUGAGCCUGUUUUUGGCAUUUAUAUGGGUGGCACGAAGCAUACCACAAUUGUCGCCCCUUCAUUAGUCAAAUCAGUCUUUACCGCCCGAUGUAUCUCUUCGGCGGAGUUAAUCAACUAUGCCUUACGAACGGUGUUCGGCGAUCGUGGUGCGCUCCGCAGUCUGAGUCCUGCAGACCACCAUGCACUCAGUCACAGCGUGCCUAACCUUCUCAUGCGUGAACCCUUCCUAACAGAAGGUACCCAGACUGCUACCCGCUUGAUUGAGCGGCAGACCCCUAAUCUGGUCACGAAUUGCCGCAGCAUAGUCGACCAGAUGCAAUGGGAGCGAGGCAGUCAAGCACUGGUCGUUGGACAGGAUGACAUACUUGUCUGCGAGGUCAACUUUUUCGCUCUAAUUCGUCAUUUUGUCGGUCAUAUCACCACGGCUAUCUUUACAGGAGAGAGUAUACUGGAAGCCAACCCGACGUUGCUUCCCGACAUUUUUACCCUUGACAAUCAUUUUCUCGCCGUAUCCACGGGGCUUCCUCGGCUAUUGCAUCCCGGUGUAUCUGCGGCACAUGCUUCCCGUGAUCGGCUUUUGGAAGUCCUGACGGAAUUCCAGAAAGCAUUCUUAGCCUGGGAUGAUGGCUUGGAUCCUGGCGCUGACUUUAGGGAUCUGGAUGAUAUCUCAGAGCCCUUGAAGGAACGAAUUCGGAAGUGCAAAAGUCUGGGGCUUUCUGCCAGAUCUAGCGCUCCCGCACAUCUGUCUUUGUUUUGGGCCAUGAACUCAAACUCCCCCAACGUGGUCUUCUGGCAUCUUCUUCGCAUAUAUGCUGAUAGUGCCCUUUUGGACGAGAUUCGUCAGGAGAUUGCUCCAUUUAUCAAGAUAAACCGGCCUAGCAGGGAGGAAACCGGUCUCCCAUUCAACGAGCCUCCUCGAAUGUCCAUCGAUACGGAAGGUCUUAUCAACUCCUGCCUCCUCUUGAAGGCGAGCUUCUAUGAGACUUUGCGCCUGGACUCUGCAUCUCUGUCAUUUCGAAACGUCACAUCAGAUUUUACUGUGACUGAAUCCGAAGAAGAUGCGGCGCUGGAUGGAUUGUCACAGCCUCGUUCGUACAAAUUCGAGAAAGGUGAUGCUAUUAUCAUUCCUCAUGCCGUCAUCCACCACGACCCCCGAUAUUUCUCCAACCCUAGCCAAUUUGAUCCACUCAGGUUUGUCUCGACCGACCCCGAAACCGGUGAGAAGAAAGCGACUAUGGAUAUCAUCAAACCGUUCGGCGGUGGCGUCUCAGGGUGUAAAGGCCGCGCUUUCGCAGAGCGAAAGCUCCUGGCAUUCUCUGCUGCGAUCAUUGCCUUGUGGGACGUCGAACCCGCCGAGGGCCAAGCCUUUGUGAUACCCCAGCAUAGACCAUCCGCUGCAGCCUUCUUGCCGAAGACUGACAUCAGAGUGCGCAUGCGACAACGCAUUUAAUCUAUGGGUGCUGGGAUACACACUUGUUUCUGCAUAUACACGGUGUUUGAUCUUAUAGCCUUUAAUAGUAUGCCAAAAUUCAAGAAGCCCCUUAUCAUAAGACCCACGAAACCAUCUUACGUAUGGACUAACUCUUGCUUUGGAUCUAUGAGUUCGGGGCCUUCCGG
Molecule: messenger RNA, 4367 nt
Organism: Aspergillus homomorphus CBS 101889
Lineage: Eukaryota; Fungi; Ascomycota; Eurotiomycetes; Eurotiales; Aspergillaceae
Gene: yme2
Product: putative RNA12 protein
Exons: 5
Coding region: 25-4200 (1391 amino acids)
Cellular component (GO): mitochondrial inner membrane
Molecular function (GO): RNA binding; iron ion binding; monooxygenase activity
Source: RefSeq, a predicted model, not a curated record